UAAUUUCCUUAACUGUUAGCUCUAUAUAAGUGCUCCCUUACCCAUAAGUUCUUAUUCUUCUCUUCUUCGGAUCUUCCCAAUUUCCUAAAGCUGUGUUUUCCUUUCCCUUUUUUUCUUUUUCAGUGAAUUGUUUGAUCCUUUCUGCCAAUGGACAACUUAGCAUUUGAAAUACAUGAAGGUGGAGCACAAAAUACUUUGUCUGUGGGAAAGAUGAGCACCAUAUCCAGAAUGGAAAAGAAGAAGCAGUGGUCAUUGAUGAGGAUUUUUCUCAUGUGUCUCUUGGCCUGCUUCAUCACCACAGCAGUAGGAGUACUGAUUGUCUCCUUGGUUUACCUUAACUCCCAGCCUCGCUUACAUGUUCAGCUCCAACCUGCUUGGCCAAUGAGAACAACAGCAGUUCCCAAAGUACAAAAGGCUGUUGAUCCCAAAUUCCAGUUUCUUAACCAUUUACCUAAGUCAAAGGUGUUUGAGUUCCCUGGUGGUGCAAUCCAGUGGGCCCGGUACAGGAACAACAUCAAAGACUAUCUUAGUGAUGAAGAAGAGGCCUUUGGCACCAGCUUGAACAGUCAGAGAUCGCAGAUGACUCUGGGGACCCUGAGAAUAAAGAGCAAGGGCCUCCGGGCCCCUCACUGGCACUUUAAUGCCAAUGAGCAUGGCUAUCUGGUGCAGGGCACUGCAUGGAUUGGGGUGGUUGAUGAUGGUGGUGAAGUAGCUACCACAUACAAUGUCACAGCUGGUCAAGUAAUCUUCUUCCCUAAAAAUACACUGCACUGGAUAAAGAAUGUGGGUAAUGAAGACUGCUUUUUCCUUCUCUUCUUUUCUACACAUGAUGAACUUCAGACUCUGGAUGUUGAUGAUGUAUUUUUCUCUACACCUGAAGACAUUGCUUCCAGGUCUCUUAAGCCUGAAGGUGGAGUUAAUUUCAUUAGAAAAUUUCAUAAGCAAACCGAAGACCAAGCGGUUAAUCUUCCUCACAACCUGGCAGACCUGGUUAUGAAUGCUAGUUAUGUACAAUCUCCAGACAGCCUUGUGUGGAGAUACUUUUUUGACCUUAAAGGUUCCAAAGAAUAUCGGUUUCCAGGAGGAGUAAUACAAAAGGCACAUUAUUGGAAGAAUGGAAGUGAACUAAGCAACAAUGAAAAAAUUUUCAGUGAAUUCCUGAAUGAGCAUGAAAAUGCUCUCAGUUUGAGUACACUCAAAAUUUAUAAUAAUGGAUUACGGCAACCACAUUUUCAUUUUAAUGCAAAUGAAAUGGGAUAUGUAUUAAGUGGCUGUGGAAAGGUGGGUAUUAUCAAUACUCAGGGUACUAUAGAAUUUGACAUCCACAUUGGAGAUGUGAUAUUUUUCCCCAUUGGAACCCAGCAUUACAUUAAGAGCACAUGCGAUGAGGAUUUGCUUUUCAUUCUUGCCUUCAGUACUGGAGACAAGCUGCAAACCCUUGACAUGGAUGAUUAUAUGCAGGCCACUGCAGACCAUAUCUUGGCCCAACUUUUCUUCAGGAGACAAAGUGAAUUUAAGAAGAUUCCCAAAUUCAAGGAGGACCAAGCAAUCAACCUACCUUAGAGUUAUUGUUGAGUUCCUACCUAUUCUCUAUUGGUUGUUGCUAAUGAACUAGGUGGGAGGCCUUUUACAAAAAGUGGGAUGGGACAUUUGAUGCAAAACAGCCCUGAGUGCCUGUUUAGCUGAUAGUAAAUAUAGGAAAUUAAUGCUAAGAGAACAUUUCAGACUAAAAUGUUUUGGGAAGUCCUGAUAAAUUAAACUAAUAUAUUUUUGUAUGUACUUUAGUAUAUGUUUAUAAACAUAUAUUUGUUUAUUUUCCUUUUGUAACUUUAAAUUUAUUCCUCCAAAUGUAAAUGAUGUAAAUCCAUUCUUCCUGUGCACAUAGGUAAAACUUAAUACCCUGUAAAUGUUUUUGACUUUAUCACUAUAAAAGGAAGCAUGUCAGCUUAUGUAUAUACAUAUUGAAACAAUGGAAUCCACAUAUGUCAAACCUUGUCUGAAGAGUUACUGAACCCUGGGCUGGGGAUUCUCAACACUUUUUUGGCAUUGGAUACUUUUUGCAAUGCCAGCAUUUUUAAGAACUCAUUUGCAGUAGAAGUUAUUUACUGUGUGUAAGCUGAGAAGAUAUUUAAUGAUAAACCAAUUAUGAAUUUGAUAUGAUCUUUGAAUAUAUUUGGAUUUUAUAUAUCACUUCAUCAUCUGUUUACAUUUGAGAAAUAGUCCCCCCUAUAUUUGAGAAGUACAUGGUUUAUUUAGUCUUUUGGUAUUACUAGCUAGUUAUAUCCAUCAGUUAUCAUUCUGAAGCUUGUUGGGGCUGAUAGUCUCAAAGUUGGGUCACUGUCUUAAGUAGAAAUUACUUUUUUUAGAUAUAAUCUGUGCUUGAUUUUUAUUUAUAAUUUCUUUUAUUAGAUAUUUGGUGUCCCAGCAGUAUGCUUAGCACCGUAAUCAGUUCUAGCCUGCAUUAUGUAAAAUUCUGAAGUGGGAUAUGUGAGAAAGCAGGUCACUGUGUCUGGAAGGGAGGAACCCAGUGGUAAAAUAUGAGACAUGAGAUUGGAGAAGAGAGGAGAGAUCAUAUGGUAAAAAGUCUAGUGCCCCUUGCAACCUCCUAAUUGUGAAUUUACCUGAUCGCUCUUUUUCAGGAGAGCUAGCCAAGGUCAAAAUUUGGUAACAGUGGGAAAUUUCUGGGGGUUGUUAUUUUGAAGAGACUUUAUAGGGAAUAGGUUACAAUUCAGGGGAAAGAGAAAUAUGGUUGAGAAGAUGCAGUGACUUGCACAUAGGUAUAUGGAAGAGGAUAUUCAAAUAGAGGGGGAAUAGUUAUAAAAGGUGGAUGACAAUGUGUACAGAUGGAUUUUAUCUAUAACAUGUUACUUUGGGAUUUUAAGAAAUAUACUAUAAGUCAGUUCAUAAUACAUUUUCUUGUAUCAGGAAGUAUUGUAUCAGAUUACUGUGUGGUCAUUUAAUAAAGAUUUUGUAUGUCUUUGUACAUUUUA
Molecule: messenger RNA, 2990 nt
Organism: Chinchilla lanigera (long-tailed chinchilla)
Lineage: Eukaryota; Metazoa; Chordata; Mammalia; Rodentia; Chinchillidae
Exons: 9
Coding region: 148-1563 (471 amino acids)
Biological process (GO): activation of protein kinase B activity
Cellular component (GO): Golgi apparatus; plasma membrane
Source: RefSeq, a predicted model, not a curated record